This is a messenger RNA of Penicillium soppii, 1629 nucleotides long. RefSeq lists its product as uncharacterized. The transcript is spliced from 5 exons. Gene Ontology annotation, biological process: transmembrane transport. The coding region runs from base 1 to 1629 and encodes 542 amino acids. Gene Ontology annotation, molecular function: transmembrane transporter activity. Gene Ontology annotation, cellular component: membrane. Lineage: Eukaryota; Fungi; Ascomycota; Eurotiomycetes; Eurotiales; Aspergillaceae. The record is from RefSeq and is a predicted model, not a curated record.
AUGGGCAUCGUCGACUAUUUCAGUCGACCGCGUGGCUUCCAGGCACAUGGCGGUGCUGAUACGCCCACCAUGGACGCCCCCAAAACCAUUGAGCCUACUAUCAUCUCGAGUCCGGAGUCUUCGGGCGCAGUGACGCCUGCACAUAUGCUACCCUCUCCCGCUGGCAGUGAAGAGCCGUUCAUUUUCGAAAAGAUCCCACACCAAUUUGGUCGCCUGGGCUCUUGGAGAGGAAGUUUGAUCUUGCUCGUCACUUCUGGCUCUCAGUUCCUUGACAACGUUUUUAUGACCAGUGCCAAUAUUGCUUUGUCGUCCAUUCAAAAAGAUUUCGAUGUCUCGAGCACUGACUUGCAAUGGAUGAUCUCGGCAUACACCUUGUCAUUCGGUGGUUUUCUUUUACUAGCUGGUGCUUUAUCUGAUCGUUAUGGACGAAAGAAGAUCCUCUGUCUAGGUCUUGCGUGGCUUUCUGUCUGGACUCUGGCUAUUGGAUUUGGCCAAUCGUUUAUUCAGCUUACGGUAUUCCGUGGCAUUCAGGGAAUCGGAGCUGCACUGACUGUACCAUCCGCUAUUGGAAUUAUCAGCUCUUAUUUCAGUGGUGUUGACCGCACCCGUGCUCUGUCAAUCUAUGGAGCCUCCGGUACCCUUGGAUUCUGUACAGGUCUCAUCUUUGGUGGUUUCCUAACCUCCUCGUUGGGCUGGAGAUACAUCUUCUACCUGAUCGUCAUCAUCACUGGCUCAUUAGGGAUCUUGGGCUACAUUGUCCUUCCUGCCGAUGUGCCGUCAAAGAAGAAGCACGAGCGAAUGGACUACAUUGGAGCAGUGAUGUCUACAGCUGGUUUGAUUCUGCUCCAAUUCGUACUCUCCAGUGGAGGAACUUACGGUUGGGACCAGCCUUUCAUCAUUGUUCUAUUAAUCCUGGCCGUUGGUCUUCUCGUUGGAUUCACUAUCCUUGAGAAGUACAUCAGCAACCCAAUCAUGCCACUGUCAUUGUGGAAGAUUCGUAACUUUGCCGGUCUCUGGGUUAUUGGUUUCACUGGAUAUGGAACAUAUCAGAACGUCAUAUACUACAUCGUGCUGAUUGCACAGGAAGUAGAUCAGCUCAACGCAGGAGAUACCGCGCUCCGCUUCUUGCCCAUGGGUGCCAUUGGGUUCAUCGUCUCCCUUGGAACCGGAAAGCUUCUCGAAUAUAUGAACGGAAAGCACCUCCUUAUCGCUGGACUGGUUCUAGCAGUUGUUGCUCCCAUUUCGAGUUGCUUGACCUUGAGCCCUGAACACAGUUUCUGGCUCAAUGUCCUUCCCACCUCUCUGAUCAGCAUCUCAUCCGUGUCAUUCAUCUUUGUCACGACCAGCACCGUGGUUCUGACAAGUGUGCCAGUCGAGGUUAAGAGUUUGGCUGGAGGAAUGCUCAACACUGCAUUCCAAAUUGGCUCUGGCGUCGCAUUGGCUAUCUCGGCCGCUGUCACCGAUGCUGUUGACAUCCAAAAAGGACAUGGUCUCGCAGAACAGUAUGCGACCGGCCUCUGGUGCUCUGUUGGACUUGCCGGGCUUGGCCUAAUUAUUGGUCUCAUCGCAGUUCGGGAGAAGGGUAUCGGUCCUAAAGAUAGACUCGGGGCUGGCCCAGUUGCUAUCUAA